CAAUCGCUGGACACUUGUUUGAUGUGGUGAAGUCCUGCAUGUUUUGGAUAGGAGCGCAGACAGUGAUUGGAGAGGGUGGGACUCCAGCAAGUGCGCUUUAUCCUUCCUCUCCAAACACGAGCCAGGUACACACCGAUCUGACAGCCCACCGCAGACAGCCUUCAGCGAAUCCAACGAAUAACGGCCUCCAUCACUGCAGAUCCAGCUCUAGGAUGAGUUACUACUUGGAUCCAGUUUCCUCCUGUCAGGCUCUUCACCCGCCUGACUGUCUGGGUGUAAUGAGGACGAGUGGCGGGAUGGCGGUGUCUCUGGUCCCUCAUACCCAGUCUCCUGCAGUUUUCCACCCAGCUCCACCCAGACCCCUGUACGGCCAGCACGUCCCCCUGCAGGAGGUGCCCACCGGACCCGAAUACUGCCAUAACGAUCUGGAGUGUGCGGAUGUUCCUCUACUGACUCCAGGAAGUAAAGAAAUGAUGUCACAGGCUCUUCUGGCCACAUUCAGUGGCUUCACCAGGGAGCAACAGCGACUCUCCAUCCCUAAAGGAGAUUAUACGGGUUUGGAAAAACAUCACGACCCCCGCGAGUGGACGAACGCCCACGUGAGAGAAUGGUUGACCUGGACGGUAAACGAGUUCAGUCUGAAGAAUGUGGACUUCCAUAAGUUCAGCAUGGACGGGGCCAAUCUCUGUGCCCUGGGGAAAGAUCGGUUCCUGGAUCUGGCUCCUGACUUCGUGGGCGAUAUCCUCUGGGAGCAUUUAGAGAUGCUGCAGAAAGAAGACCCGAAGCAUUUCCCCGUCAAUGGUCUGACCUCCAGUUUCCAGGAAUCCCGCUACCCCUCAGACUACUUUUUCAACUAUGGCAUUGAGCAUCCUCAGUGCGUGCCUCCUUCCGAAUACUCGGAGCCGAGCUUCAUAACCGAGUCGUACCAGACCCUUCACCCGAUCAGCUCAGAAGACCUGCUGUCGCUCAAAUACGAGAGCGAGUAUCCCAACGUCAUCCUGCGAGACGCACCUCUCAAUCCACUGCAGGGAGACUACUUUUCAGUCAAACAGGAAGUCGUGUCCCCUGACAACAUGUGUGUGGGUCGCAUCAGCAGAGGUAAGCUGGGAGGUCAAGAUUCGUUCGAGAGCAUCGACAGUUUCGAGAGCUGUGAUAGGCUGACGCAGUCCUGGAGCAGUCAGUCGUCGUUCAACAGCUUACAGAGAGUUCCCUCGUACGACAGCUUCGACUCGGAGGACUACCCCACGGCACUGCACGGACACAAACCAAAGGGAACCUUCAAAGACUACGUGCGCGAGCGCUCGGACCUCAGCAAGGACAAGCCGGUCAUCCCGGCGGCUGCGCUCGCUGGCUACACAGGCAGCGGACCCAUCCAACUCUGGCAGUUUCUGUUGGAGCUCUUGACGGACAAAUCCUGCCAGUCUUUCAUCAGCUGGACUGGAGACGGAUGGGAGUUCAAGCUCUCCGACCCUGAUGAGGUGGCACGUAGAUGGGGCAAGAGGAAAAACAAGCCCAAGAUGAAUUACGAGAAGUUGAGUCGUGGUCUACGCUACUACUACGACAAAAACAUCAUCCACAAGACGUCCGGCAAGCGCUACGUCUACCGCUUCGUGUGUGACUUGAAAAGCCUACUGGGAUACACUCCCGAAGAGCUCCACACCAUGUUAGAUGUCAAGCCUGACACGGAUGAGUAAAGUUUGGGAAGUGUUGAGGGGGGGGGGAAAGGCGGCUGAAAAAGUCAAUUACAGAUCCUGGAAAGAAAACAAAACGGGUCGUCCAUUUUCGGGUCCAAUCACAUCUUAACACUUAGUCGUGGUCCAGUCUUGUUUUGAGCUCAUACGGGACAAAAAAGAGGAAGCGUCAAAGCAUUUACCAAAGUUUAUAACUCGUGCGCCUAUGUUGUUUAUAGUUCUGCGGGGAAGGGAACGCUCGAAGCUGGUCCCAGUAGCACAAACACCGGGAAGGAACAGAAGACAAAGAGAUGGACUUUUCUUGGACGCAUUGCCAAAAUUAGAGACAAGAGGAACAUCGCAGAACCGUUUCUGUCUCCUUGCAUUCCCACCAGGAGGAAGUGAGUUCUCAGCCGGACCAAAUCGUUUCCUUAUUUUUGUUUCUUAAAGAUACAUGUGUCAGUAUUAAUUUGUGCAGAGACCAGUUGUAUUGAGAUUUUUGUUGUACAUUUUCAUACUGCAGAAGAUGAAGGUUUAUUGAAGUGAAACUGUGCUUAGAUCUUCUUUUAAGGUCACGUUCGGUUAUAUGGGUUGCUCUUACCACAAUGUCCAUAGCCGAAAACGCUCGCCAGAUCAAAAUAGAUACCAGAGUCUCGCCCUUUUCAGUUGAAAGAGACGCACCUCAGUCAAACCGAGAGACGCAUAUGAAAGCGGCCGUUGGCUUCUCAACAGCACACGCACACGUUUGUGGGGAGUGUGUGUUUAUGAGUUCACCACUUGUAUUAGGACAAAAGACAUCUAACGUUUCUUGCCUUGGCUUUGUUUGUACGUGAAUGGCUUUUUCAUAAAGUCUCGCCUUAAUAUAGCACACCGUUUUUUUUACGAAUUUACUGUGUCUUCUCGAGGUAAACUGAAAACUCUUCGCACUCUUCAGUGCUAGACUGAACCGAAAGCCGUAAGGGUUUAAGAACGCGCCAUGCGAGGUGUUUUAACCUCGAGCGCGCACUUCAGCAUACGUCUGGAUCGUCAAAAAGUACGCGAGAUGGAUUUUGCAGAGAAUGAUCGAUUUUAGGGUGGUGUUUUAUUUUCCAGAUGGUUUGUGAAAGUGUGUGUUAAUGGUAGUGGCUGAUAUAGGAGAUCAUGCUGAUGCUUUCGGCAGCUUUAAAGGCUACCAAAUAUCACAAGGGAGUCCGUUUCGUAAAUGCAGUAUUAUAGUCAUUGAACUGUUUUAGGCAGCGCUGGUUGGGACUCAAGCCAGAGUUGCAUUGCAGUGUCCAUGAAAUGAAUAAUGAACUUUAAAUGUGGUUAUUUGGAGUAUUUUCAGUACUUUAAAAGGCUAAGUAGAAUCGUGUUGUCCCGUGUUCAUUUCGACUGUUUCACUGUGUGGGAAGGGUCUCGUCUCGUACCAUGUGGGAAAAGCCAAAGUCAAGAAGGUUCUUCUAAGAAAACAAAUCGUAUUGUUUACAGAGGCAGAUGCUACCCAAUCCUGAUUGGUGGAGAUUUGGAGUUGUCUAUUUUUGCAGAUAACGUUUCAUAAAAUUGCUAGAUCGCAAGAUAAACCACAUUCUCAAGCUCAGAGCUCGUUUUAGACGCACCGUCCUACCAUGAACAACAGCACAAGUGGUACAUCCCCUGAAGUCUCACCGAGAACAUGUUCUGACAGAAGAAAGCCCACAGUGAUGAUACCUGACACACCGAAAGCCAGCGACAUGUUCAAUGGAAACAAGUCUUGUUUUAAUAAGGUUCAGAUCAUAAUGCAGUCUGAUUGUAAAAAAAGUGAUGCAUUUGUGUGAUGAACACUUUUGACAGAUGCAUACAUAGUACUGAGUGUUUUUAUUUCCCCACAAUUUUGCCUUAUUUUGUAUAUUUUAUAUUUCUGUAUUUUUUUAUUUCAUUUUUUUUUUUUUUUGUUAAAAGGAUAAUUUUAAUGUAUUUAGUUCACAAACAUUUUGAUAUUUUUCAAUAAUUUAUAUUUUAUAAACUUUGAAAUAUGAAAUGCAGACAGCUGGUGCUUUCGUGGGGGGG
This is a messenger RNA of Pimephales promelas (fathead minnow), 3695 nucleotides long. RefSeq names its product ETS proto-oncogene 1, transcription factor (gene ets1). Gene Ontology annotation, cellular component: nucleus. NCBI's taxonomy places the organism in Eukaryota, Metazoa, Chordata, Actinopteri, Cypriniformes, Leuciscidae. Gene Ontology annotation, molecular function: DNA-binding transcription factor activity, RNA polymerase II-specific; sequence-specific DNA binding. Gene Ontology annotation, biological process: regulation of transcription by RNA polymerase II; cell differentiation. The record is from RefSeq and is a predicted model, not a curated record.